This is a messenger RNA of Suillus plorans, 1196 nucleotides long. RefSeq lists its product as uncharacterized. The coding region runs from base 172 to 987 and encodes 271 amino acids. NCBI's taxonomy places the organism in Eukaryota, Fungi, Basidiomycota, Agaricomycetes, Boletales, Suillaceae. The record is from RefSeq and is a predicted model, not a curated record. The transcript has 3 exons.
CCCGUGCAAGUCGAGCGGAAGAGUACUAGACGCCUGUACUAUGUAGGCGCGUACAGACCGUUACUAACGGUUAUGGGAAAUGCCGCCGGUAGCUGUCAAAUUUACGAAAACAUUAUUAUUUGAAAUCUUCCAUCCAGCUUUUUCGCCUUACCAAUAUCUUGUGCCGUCUACAUGCCGCACAAACGUGCCAAACGAGCUGUUCGUGAACAAGAGAGAUCCCUGAAAGGUCAUAAUCUGCCGCCAAAGCACCUUGGAAAUGAGGAGACGGUGCCAAAGUCUGUAGCUCGCAUUCUUAAUGCCGAAAAAAUCCGUCUGGAAUUCAGGGAGAAGAAGCGGAAGAUCGAUGAGCCCAACGGCGAUGAGAGCCCUCAGCUGAAACGAAGACGGCCGUCCAGUGAUGUAAACAGUCGGAAAGGGGAGAUGCUAAAGAUUCAGCCAGGAGAAACUAUAGCUCAUUUUAACAAGCGAGUCGAGAGUAGCAUGAUGCCGCUCAUUAGAACAGCUAUGCAGCAGUCAUCGGCCCAGGUCCGGAGAGUCCAGAAGCGUGAAAUUGAGCAGGGAGCCACCAAGCCUGCUGCACAGGUCAAGACGAUGAUUAAUGACAGUACCCGUGCAGACGUUUCAAAUCCAUCGCUGCCCCCUUCGACCAACACACCCCUCAGCCGCACGGACCCUUUAAAUCUAUCACCGCUCGCAUUGACCAGCACACUCCAGCGGCAGCAUCGUGAUAAACCUAAAGAGUUUCGUGUAUCUUCAACCUCAGCACCGCGCCGCCUCAACGAUAUUGCACAAGAACCGCCACGAUUUGACAAACUGCCUCGGGGUGCCCGAUCAGGCAAAGACUCUUCGAAAGAGAAGGUCACGGGGAUACUGAGCAUGGCACAAAAGGCAAUGAUGGAAGAAGAGAGAGAAAAUGUCAUCAAACGUUACCGGGAACUUAAAGCUAAGAAGUUGCGUAGUGAUUGUAGCGGCGCAAUGGGCGAGUAAGCUGAGUCGAUCGCAGUUCUCAUCGACUACGUUUCCGAUCUGGCGCAGUACUUUUGCCUGUCGUCACUGUCCUGUUGAGUGUCCCGUGGCGUUGGUUUGAUCUCUACGUUGACGUUGACGCUUACUCUGCAGUGCGUUUCUCCGAGGAAUGCUCGAUCCCGUUCCCGUUCCCGUUCGCAUUCUGACAUACUAAAGAGAUAAUUCACGUU